Molecule: messenger RNA, 2093 nt
Organism: Engraulis encrasicolus (European anchovy)
Lineage: Eukaryota; Metazoa; Chordata; Actinopteri; Clupeiformes; Engraulidae
Gene: ints12
Product: integrator complex subunit 12
Exons: 1
Coding region: 195-1559 (454 amino acids)
Biological process (GO): snRNA 3'-end processing
Cellular component (GO): integrator complex
Source: RefSeq, a predicted model, not a curated record
ACGUCUUUAAACGGCGCCUGGUCUCGGGUUAGGUUCAUAUCUACAACCACAUUCAGACCGUAUAGUACCCUUAUGAAAACGCCCGUCUUUUAAAAUGUUUCGAAGAGUAUGCUUUUAAGUCGAUUUGACGUUUCUCUCGGACGUAGCUCAUAUGCACAUUUCGUAUAACGUUUAGAGGAGAAUUUGGUAAAGUCAUGGCGGGAACAGUUAGUCUUGAACUAGAUCCUGUCUUCCUGAAAGGGCUGGGAUAUUUGCAUUCAAAAAGUAAGGACUCGGCUGAGAAGUUAAAGGCUUUGCUUGAUGAAUCAAUGGCCAGAGGAAGCGACUCCACCUAUCGAACCUCGAAGGAUGUUGAGGUGAAGGUCCCAGGGCCCAAAGCAACAUUAACCAAACACGACUCGAAGUCCUCAUCCAGUUCAUCAUCCAGCAGUAGCAGCAGCAAGUCCAGCAGUUCCGAGAAGCUCAAAAGGGAACGUGAAAAGAGGCCCGCCGAAAAGGUCAGAGUUACAGAUUUCCUUGAUGUACCGGACCCGCCAAAGAAGGCAAGAACAGAGAAGGCUGUGGAGAGUCGCUCAUCUCCCAUCACUGUUCCAGCCAGCAAAGAACUGAGCCUGCCCGACCUUUCAGGCCCCGAUGAAACCAGUGCUGAUAUAUUUGCCAUGGAGAUGGGGCUUGCCUGUGUGGUUUGCAGACAAAUGACAGUGACUUCAGGGAAUCAGCUGGUGGAGUGUCAAGAAUGCCACAACUUGUAUCACCAGGAGUGUCACAAACCCCAAGUCACUGACAAGGAUGUGAAUGACCCACGGCUGGUGUGGUACUGUGCACGGUGUACCAGGCAAAUGAAGUCCAUGGCGCAGAAAAGCCAGAAGCCUCCGCAGAAGCCCUCUCCAACUUCAACAUCAUCUGCAGCGCCUGUCGUAAAGGACUCCCUGGUGAAAAAGCCUGAGAUGAAGCCUAAACUGGAAACCACCAACUUCCAGGCAUUCAAGAGAACAGAGGUGAAGGCAUCGGCAACAACGGCAUCCAACAAUUCAGCCAGCGGAUCCUUGCAAUCAAGUGGCCUAACUGGGUGGGCAGCGUUUACCAAGACCUCCGCUGCUGGGCCCUCUACUACAAAGCUCGGCUCCUCCGCCCCGGGUCCGAGUGGUAAAUCCACCCCUCCCUCCUCCACCUCCAAGCCAACAGGCCUGUCUGGGAUGGCCAGUGCCAAAUCAGGCCUGGCGGGUACCAAAAGCUCCAGCAGCCCGGGAGGAGGCAACAACGGAUCAGCGCCGUUGAAGUCACCCCCACCUCUGACGCUGGGUAAGCAGGCUGUGCUGAGCCGGUCCUCCAGCGGAGACGGCCAGGGCAAGGUGACUGUUGCCGGGCCCUCUGCUACCGCCUCCUCACCUGGGGCCUCCUCAGCCUCCUCCACCAGUGGUGUCGGAGGGGGCAAUGGAGGAGGCAACAACGCCGGCAAAUCACAGGAGACGCCCACCUCCCAGGAGUCUCAGCUCCAGGCUAUGAAGAGGCUGCAGAUGGUGAAGAAAAAAGCAGCACAGAAAAAGUUGAAGAAGUAGGGUUGGAGAGGAUGAAUGACAAAUAGGACUGCAAAUAGUUUCUAGAUGGACGAUAGACUUCAUAUGUUAUAUCUAUGUCCAUCGAGAUGUUGACCAGCUCUCUUAGGGCUAUUAGUGUAUAAGAUGGACUUUUUGACAUUAGGUUUUACUCCCAUUCUGUCAACAUCUUUUAAUGGUAUAUGUUUUUAACUAAAUAUAAAAAUAAAGUGUUUUCAUGUUUCAAAAUUGUUAUUCAUUCAUUCAAUCUGCUGACUUGGAAAAGUAGGAGCUGAUUUUUUGCCCAUUUAAAUUGUCAGUCACUGGGACUGAGAAUCCUUGAAUUGAAGUAGUCUUGGCAAAAUAUGGAAUAUAUAGGAUUAAUGAAUCUGAAGAACUUGUAAUGUCAUCAUUAUAUGAAGAGCUUUGUUGCAAAAUGCUAUAUCCAUUUUGGAAUAUUUGGGGAAAAUUACAUUUUCGUAUUGGGCAUUGCAUUGCAUUGAAAAAGUUUUCUCAACUUAUUUGAAUGGCAGGAAUCCAAUAAUAAAAUGCAAAAGU